This is a messenger RNA of Brassicogethes aeneus, 910 nucleotides long. Lineage: Eukaryota; Metazoa; Arthropoda; Insecta; Coleoptera; Nitidulidae. The record is from the annotation of a GenBank genome assembly.
AUGUCAGCAAAUUCAGAACUCCAAUCGAGAAUCAAAUUCUUGGACAUAAACGAUGAUGGAAUUCGUUUUAACCAAAAAAUAAGGUUCAUUCUAGAAAAAUGGACUGCGAACUGCCCGACCAAAGAGGAUGUACAAAAAAGCGUCAAGUCUCUGUACAAAAAUAGCCUGAAGGAUGCAGUUUUGUCAGCAAAAGUUUUGCUAUUGUUGACAUCGAAGAAAUUUGUGACGCUCGAAGUAGCAGGGGAGAACGUCCGUUCGUUAUUCGUUAGAUAUAUGCAUAAAAACUUCGAUUCUACCAAGAAAUCAGGCUUUGUAAAGGAUGAUGGUUCCAGAAUGUCCGUAAGAAUACUUGGGUUUUUUUACAACAAAGCUCGCACUGCUUCAGGUGAGGUUUUAGUGUUUCUAAGCGGACCUUUGAUAACACUGCUGAGUUUGUUAUUGAAGUCGAAGGAAGUAAAAAAUGUUAAAUUAUUUGCGUCGCAAAUGUUCCUAAACGGUGUUUCCUUAAAAGAGAAUCAAAGGGAGAAGUUUAAGCAAAUAAUUUUAGAUGUAAGAACGAAUUUACUGACCACUGAAGACGAUUGUGUGAAAAAUUGGCUUAUGUUUUCACUGGAAGUUUCCAAUAUAGGCUACAGUGUUCUACCAUCGGAUAUGGAAGUAUAUUACCAAAGUAUAAUGAACGAUGAAGAGUUUGGUAAUGUUUAUAAAGUAACCCUUGAAAAUCACCAACAGAAAACGGUUUUCAAGGCUCUAAAUGGAAAAUCUCCUGUUGAAAAGAAGGAAACUAAAAAAGUACUGACCCAAGUCGAUGUAAAUAUUUUCCAUAAAGAUAUGAAAAGGCGGAAUAUACCUACAGCUUUAACGCGAAGACUUGAGGCCAUCAGACGUAAUAAAUAGAUGUUAGUGUAUA